This is a messenger RNA of Seriola dumerili (greater amberjack), 4330 nucleotides long. RefSeq names its product lysine acetyltransferase 2A (gene kat2a). Gene Ontology annotation, biological process: chromatin remodeling; positive regulation of transcription by RNA polymerase II. NCBI's taxonomy places the organism in Eukaryota, Metazoa, Chordata, Actinopteri, Carangiformes, Carangidae. The record is from RefSeq and is a predicted model, not a curated record. Bases 12 to 2405 code for a protein of 797 amino acids. Gene Ontology annotation, cellular component: nucleus; histone acetyltransferase complex. Gene Ontology annotation, molecular function: protein binding; histone H3 acetyltransferase activity. The transcript has 18 exons.
GCAGCGUGGAUAUGUCGGAUCCGGCGGCUCAGGCCUUGCAACCCCGGCUUCUCCAAGCCCAGUCUACUGGGUCAGCUGGGUCCAGUACUGCUGCGACAGGCUCCGGGCCAGGAAAUAGUGACCCGGCCAGACCGGGACUUAGCCAGCAACAGCGUGCAAGCCAGAAGAAAGCCCAAGUCCGAGCUUUCCCACGGGCGAAAAAGCUUGAGAAACUUGGCGUAUUCUCCGCAUGCAAGGCUAGUGACACAUGCAAGUGCAAUGGAUGGAAAAACCCGAAUCCACCUUCAGCCACACGUAUGGAUCUGCAACAGCAAGCAGCCAGCUUGAGCGAGCCGUGCCGCAGCUGUGGACAUGCUCUGGCUGAUCAUGUGUCCCACUUGGAGAAUGUGUCCGAGGAUGAGAUUAACAGGCUGUUGGGGAUGGUGGUGGAUGUGGAGAACCUUUUUAUGUCUGUGCACAAAGAGGAGGACACUGAUACCAAACAGGUUUACUUCUAUCUGUUCAAGCUGCUGAGGAAAUGCAUCCUGCAGAUGAGCCAGCCUGUUGUAGAGGGAUCCCUUGGAAGUCCACCCUUUGAAAAGCCCAACAUUGAGCAGGGGGUUUUGAAUUUUGUUCAGUACAAGUUCAGCCACCUGGCACCAAAGGAAAGGCAGACCAUGUUUGAACUGUCAAAAAUGUUCCUCUUGUGCCUAAAUUACUGGAAGCUGGAGACACCAACACAGUAUCGCCAGCGCACACAGAAAGACGAUGGGACAGCAUACAAAGUAGACUACACCAGGUGGCUGUGCUACUGCCAUGUCCCCCAGAGUAACGACAGCCUCCCGCGCUAUGAAACCACUCAGGUGUUUGGCCGCAGCUUGCUCAAGUCCAUCUUCACUGUGACCCGACGCCAGCUCCUGGAGAAGUUCAGAGUGGAGAAGGAUAAACUGCUGCCAGAGAAACGCACGCUCAUCCUCACACACUUCCCCAAGUUUCUGUCUAUGCUGGAGGAGGAAAUCUAUGGCGAGAAUUCACCCAUCUGGGAAGCUGACUUCACCAUGCCUGCAUCCGAUGGCACACAGCUAGGACAUCAGACAGUGAUCAGUCCUGCUGCAGUGUCUGGCUCCCCUGCUCUGUCUAAAGGUCUGAGUAGCAUCUCCUCUCUGGGCAGCAUGGACACUGGAGGUGCAGAGCCCAUCACAGGAGAAAAACGUAAACUUCCCGAGGCGUUGACCCUGGAGGAUGCUAAGAGGAUACGUGUGAUGGGAGACAUUCCUAUGGAGCUGGUCAAUGAAGUUAUGAUGACAAUCACUGACCCUGCUGCUAUGCUUGGACCAGAGACUAAUCUGCUGACACCCAAUGCCGCCCGUGAUGAGACUGCCAGGCUGGAGGAGAGGCGGGGCAUAAUAGAGUUCCACGUCAUUGGAAACUCACUGUCCCAGAAGUCCAACAAGAAGAUCCUGAUGUGGCUGGUCGGUCUGCAGAACGUCUUCUCUCAUCAGUUACCUCGCAUGCCCAAAGAGUACAUCACACGACUGGUGUUUGACCCGAAGCACAAGACCCUAGCCCUCAUCAAAGAUGGCCGCGUCAUUGGAGGCAUCUGUUUUAGGAUGUUUCCCACUCAGGGCUUCACAGAGAUCGUCUUCUGUGCUGUCACAUCCAAUGAACAAGUUAAGGGCUACGGUACCCACCUGAUGAACCACCUGAAGGAGUACCACAUCAAACACAACAUCCUCUAUUUUCUCACUUACGCAGACGAAUACGCCAUUGGCUACUUCAAGAAGCAGGGCUUUUCCAAAGACAUCAAAGUGCCGAAGAGUCGAUACCUGGGAUACAUCAAAGACUACGAAGGAGCGACCCUCAUGGAGUGUGAGCUGAACCCGAGAAUCCCCUACACUGAACUCUCUCAUAUCAUUAAAAGACAGAAAGAGAUCAUUAAGAAGCUGAUUGAGAGGAAACAGAGCCAGAUCAGAAAAGUUUACCCAGGCCUCACCUGCUUCAAAGAGGGCGUACGACAGAUCCCCGUAGAGAGCAUUCCAGGCAUAAGAGAGACAGGCUGGAAACCCAGUAACAAGGACAAAGGGAAAGAGGUGAAGGACCCUGACGUGUUAUACAACAUGCUGAAGAACCUCCUGGCCCAGAUAAAGACUCACCCUGAAGCCUGGCCCUUCAUGGAACCAGUGAAGAAAUCAGAGGCUCCAGAUUACUACGAAAUCAUCCGCUUUCCCAUCGACCUGAAGACCAUGACAGAGAGACUGAAGAACAGAUACUAUGUGACCAAGAAGCUUUUUAUUGCUGACCUGCAGCGGAUCAUCACUAACUGUCGCGAGUACAACCCUCCAGACAGUGAGUACUGCAAGUGUGCCAACACCUUGGAGAAGUUCUUCUACUUCAAAUUAAAAGAUGGAGGCCUGAUUGAGAAAUGAACUUGGCCGCAGGAUUAUUUACAGACAAGGAGUGACCGUCACAGCUGCCACACACCGGGAUGAAGCAGAUCACGAGGAAACUAUCGCUAGUUAUUUUUAUGUCUAAGUUAAUACAAGGGUGUGUACAUGACUUAGAAAUUUUCACAAGGGAAUUGGUGGACUUGAACAAACAUGAGUGUUGUUUGGAAAUAUCAGAGCCAGUUGAGCAUCACAGUAUCAAAAUGGCAUUACCUUUCCACUUAAAGUUAUCUUGUCUUUUUCCUCCUCAGUACUCACAGUGAGUUAAUAAUCGUAACAUGUUUCAUUAAGUGUACCAAAGUUAUAGGUCCAAGUUAUAACAAUGCCACUAUUUCCACCAUUAUUUAUAGUAUAAUUCACCUGGUUUUGUCACAUUUAAAGACAUUCAUUCAUUCCAAUUUGCUUAAAACUCGUCACUCGAGCAGAUGUGUAUGUGUUGUGGAGUUCUUUCACAGAAAACUGGACCUCGGGACCUAAAGCCACGUUGCCUUCCGUUACUGACAGACACUUGAACAUCCUGGCCAUUUUCAUGGGUAUAAAGAUAAAUGUUCUUUCAGAGGUGAAGUCCUUGAUUAUGAAAGAUGGGCAGUGCUUUGACUGUUGAUUCAAAGUAGUGCAGUCUACUGAAGUGCAGAAAUGAUUGAAUUAGUCAAUUGGUGAGAAAUUAAUCGAACACAAUUGUUGAAGUUGUUAAAAGGCAAAUACCAUACAUUUGCUUGCUGUAGCGCCUCAUUGGAGGGUUUGUUGUUUUUUCAUUCCAGUGUGUAUUAUCUAGAUUCUUUUUUUUUUUUUUUGACUGUUGGUCAGAAAAAAAAACAAGUAGCCAUUUUUACUUAUUCUAAAUAUGAGUGAUUAUGAAAACCUUCUCAGAAUAAUAAGAAUAAUCAUUGGUUGCAGCCCUACCCCUUACUAGAUAGAGAGACUGCCAGCACUUGUGUGCUAAAUGAAAUAAUUUCCUCAAUUGUUGCCUUCAAGAGAACACUGUUUUCAUGUUGACAACAACAUAAGAUAGUUAUUUAUACAGGAAAUAUGAAAUGUACUGUUUGUACACCAUUUUCCACUGGCAGGGUUUUAUUCCAAACCAUUUAGGAUGAGGUCAUACAUUAGUAUAGCUUUUACCACGCUUGGAGAGGAUGCUGUAGCUGUUGGCGUUGAUUUGUUCAGUAGUACACUCACUUCCACACGUAUGCUAAGUAGUCUAUUUCAUGUACAGCCACAUUUUUGUUGUGGUGUCACAGGUUUACUGGAUAGUAUGUUGUUAAGUCCCAAACAUGGUGGGGGAGAAGCUAACCAGCAGUCCUCACAGGGCUUUAGGAAAAAAAGUUUAACUCUGGUUUAUUUAUCACAACAUACACAAGCUGUAGUAGGUGUUCAUGCAUGACGGACAGUUUACAAUUUGCAUUGAUUAAAAAAAAACAAAAAAACAUCCAACUUUUAGCCUUUGUUGUUGCAGGGUUUUUUAAUACAGUGUUAUAGACAUUGUGAUGAAAAGUUGGAAACCUUUCUCUGUUCACCGUCAGUGUCAAACAGAGUGCUUCCUGAGACGCAUCCACUUCUUUUAUCGGAAGUAACUGUCCAAUGCUGGUUGAGCCUGCUUGUUGAAUUUUUCAUUGACUUGUGUACGUUUGUGUUUGUGUGUGUGUGAGUGGAUGUUUAUUUUGUACUUGAAUCAUGACUAGCUUUGAAUAACUGAAGUGAUGUCAGUGUUGCAUUAUUCAGGGUUGUCAAUUGCGUAUGUGUGUGUGUUCUUCCUCAGUCUACCUAUGCUGCAUUUCAGAUUUUCUUAAAAGGUAAGUCUGAGUGAACUUUUCACCAGUUUGAGGAUGGCUACUGUCUCUAGUUAUGGUAUAAAUGCCAUUUACUGUAACUAUAAUACUGUUCAUGACAAUAAAGUUUUUUAUAAAUGA